AUGUUGAGGCUGAUGUGUUUCGUUGCAGUUCUGGUGGAAGCCUAUGGGUGUGGCCUGCCCACCUUCCCCCCUGUGGUGACCAGAGUGGUGGGAGGAGACGAUGUCAGACCCAACAGCUGGCCCUGGCAGAUCUCUCUGCAGUAUCUUAGCAACGGUGAAUGGGCCCACACCUGUGGUGGAACCCUCAUCUCUGACUCCUGGGUGCUGACCGCUGCCCACUGCAUCAGUAGUAAGUACACAUACCGUGUGUAUCUGGGUAAGCACAGCCUGAAGGAGGACGAGCAGGGAUCAGUGGCCAUCGCCGCCGCCAAGAUCAUCGAACACGAGAACUACAACAUCCUGCUCAGCCGUAAUGACAUCGCCCUGAUCAAGCUGCAGACUCCCGUCACCUUCUCUGAUUCCAUCAUGGCCGCCUGCCUGCCCGACGCCGGAUACGUCCUGCCCCACAAUGCACCCUGCUACGUCACCGGCUGGGGACGCCUCUGGACGGACGGUCCAGGUUCUGAUAUCCUGCAACAGGCUCUGCUCCCCGUGGUGGGCCAUGAGGUGUGUUCCCUGCCGGACUGGUGGUACGUGCUGGCCACCAAGGACAUGGUGUGUGCAGGAGGGGAUGGAGUGGUGGCCGGAUGCAAUGGUGACUCCGGGGGCCCUCUGAAUUGUCAGAACCCAGAUGCAUCCUGGGUAGUGGAGGGCGUGGUCAGCUUUGGUUCCGGAACCGGUUGCAACACAUUCCAGAAGCCCACCGUCUUCACCAGAACCAGCUCUUAUAUAGACUGGAUCAGCCAGGUACUCACACACACACGCAAACUGUGA
Engraulis encrasicolus (European anchovy) is the source of this 813-nucleotide messenger RNA. RefSeq names its product chymotrypsin-like elastase family member 2A. The record is from RefSeq and is a predicted model, not a curated record. The transcript is spliced from 8 exons. Gene Ontology annotation, molecular function: serine-type endopeptidase activity. Gene Ontology annotation, biological process: proteolysis. Lineage: Eukaryota; Metazoa; Chordata; Actinopteri; Clupeiformes; Engraulidae. Bases 1 to 813 code for a protein of 270 amino acids.